UGGAUUCGAUGUCCAAUGGGUAUCUGCAACGCCCCCGCGACCUUUCAGCGGGCCAUGAACAUGGCUUUUCAUAAUUUCGUGAGAAAGACUCGUUUGGCACAGAGCAUCAUCAACUACUGCGUGAUUGUGUACAUGGAUGAUAUCUUGGUGUAUUCGAGUUCCUACGAGGGACACGUGCAGCACAUCGAAUGGGCACUGCACGCGUUACGAGAUGCGGGCUUCAAGGUGGCGCUUGAGAAGUGUCAGUUUUUCCUCACCACCAUUUCCUUCCUAGGGCACGUGGUGACAAACAAGGGACUCCAGCCGGUGCCACAGAAGGUGGCAGCUGUCAGAGACGCGCCGGUACCUACAACUAUCACGCAAGUUCGCGCCUUUCUGGGCCUGGCCUCGUACUACCAAAGAUUUAUCAAGGGCUUCGCGGCGAUUGCGGGACCCCUCACGAAUUUGCUACGCAAAGAUCAGCCGUUGAUCUGGAUGCCGGAGUGCGAUCAAGAGUUCUCCAAACUCAAGGCCGCUCUCAUUUCGGCUUCAGUCCUUAUAAAACCGGAUCCCGAAAGGCCUUUUGUUUUCAUCACUGACUGGCAGCCAAAGGCAAUUUCGGCAAUCCUUGCCCAGGUGGGACCAAGCGGACUCGAGAGUGUGGUGGAGUAUGCCUCCAAAUCGGUACCAGCUUGCAAGCGCAACUACGCCGCUCCGGCGGGGGAAUGCUACACGGCUCUUUGGGGAAUCAGCCACUUUCGCGCUUACCUGUACGGGCGAAAGUUCACCUUGGUAACUGACCAUGAGCCCUUGUUGGCUCUGAAGAAAUUGAAGGAUUACUCUGGCAUGAUCGGGCGAUGGGCAACGGUGUUGCAGAGCAUGGACUUUGACAUUCGUCAUCGGAAACACGAGAGGCACGGGAAUGCGGACGGACUGACACGACUGCACCGGCCCGAGAAAGUUCCGAAAAGUGAGGAGGUGAUUCCGUGGAACGAACCCGAACAGGAGAUCGGACCUCGGUACGGCCAAGUGGAGAUCUUAUCGAAGCAUUUUGAGGAGCUGACUUUCUGCUUGGCCCGAGUACAGGUGGCGUGGACACAGACCAGCGGGCAUCCUGCCUGGAUUGAAAAUCCAGAGCUGCUAAUCAUCCAAGCUUGGAGGACUAACGUGGAGGGCGAUCUUCUUGGCUUUCUCUUUGGAUCGGUACAGUCGGGGCGCCGCCAGCUGAUUGUGCAGGAGCUCAUCGCACCGAUCGUGCAAUUGGUGGACGAUCUCUCGCCCGACAUCUAUUCACAGAGUGACGACAGUCCUGCUCCGUACAUUUUCGAGCGAUCAUUGCAUCCGUACCUUCAGUGGACUGCGUGCUUGGAGGAACCUAGCCUUGCCAGAGGAAGCGACGCGUACAGGAACGGAGGCGGAAAAUCCGGAAGUGGCGCGAAAGCGCGAAGAAAUUGCCACCGGGACGCGCCAACUGGAGUUCGCCAGCAAAGCUAGCCUGCGCAUCGGUAACGAUCCGACCAGGGAUCCAGAGCCGCCGAAGCCCGAAGAUGGCGACCCUGCAGCCGCCACCUC
Chara braunii is the source of this 1551-nucleotide messenger RNA. The record is from the annotation of a GenBank genome assembly. Lineage: Eukaryota; Viridiplantae; Streptophyta; Charophyceae; Charales; Characeae.